UGAUGCCGAUCUGAACCUCCUCCAUCCGACGGCUCCUGUUGGCUCCAAGAAGCCCAGAAGGAUUAUAUUAUCUCUGCCGCUUGCGCAUUGCUGCCUUCACAGCCACCACUAGCCUUGUGUGUAUUUGGGAUUGGGAGAGAGAGGGUAAGAGAAGAGGUUAGCUGCAAUGGCGUCGUUGAACAUAUUCUUUACGCCGGCUGUGACCACCGGGAGAGUGUACGCCGCCACGGCGGCGAAGAGCUCCGGUGGAAGUGAGGAAAAGGGGCUGCUCGAUUGGAUUCUUGGGGGUUUGCAGAAGGAAGACCAGCUGCUGGAGACGGACCCGAUUCUGAAGAAGGUGGAGGAGAAGAAUGGCGGGCGGAAGAACUCGGUGGCCGUUCCGCCGAAGAAGAAGAACAACGGCGGCGGCUUUGGCAGCCUUUUCGCCAAGAAAUGAACGCUGGGGCGCCAUCUCUUUCACCCCUCUUCCUGCUAUCUGAUUGUUGCGUUAAGUUGUGUUAAAUCCUUUUUUUUUUUUUUUUUUAUGAUGAACCGCUACUGUUAUAAUUCUAUAAUUACAAUCCAAUUAAUCUGGAAUUCUCACCAGGUAAUUAAAAUUGAA
Molecule: messenger RNA, 601 nt
Organism: Diospyros lotus (date-plum)
Lineage: Eukaryota; Viridiplantae; Streptophyta; Magnoliopsida; Ericales; Ebenaceae
Exons: 1
Coding region: 167-436 (89 amino acids)
Cellular component (GO): chloroplast
Source: RefSeq, a predicted model, not a curated record